Messenger RNA from Daucus carota subsp. sativus, 847 nucleotides. RefSeq lists its product as uncharacterized. The coding region runs from base 110 to 661 and encodes 183 amino acids. The record is from RefSeq and is a predicted model, not a curated record. The transcript has a single exon. NCBI's taxonomy places the organism in Eukaryota, Viridiplantae, Streptophyta, Magnoliopsida, Apiales, Apiaceae.
UCCCAACACUCCAAGUAUCCAUGUCCAACAAGCCAACUACUCAAGUAAACCAAAACUCCUCUCUGCCUCUAAUCUCCAUCUCAUUCCUAACCCAAGAAACCACAUUCGAAUGUCCAGUUUCAAAUUAAACAAGAAGCUCCUCUCCGCCACAAAGGCGUGGAACAAAUUCACCAAUAAAAUCCGAGCCAAAACAACCAACCUCAACAUCUCUAAAUCAAUCAGACUCGCCACAUCUCAUCUCCUGUCUUUGUACCAUAAAACAACUCUCCGGUUCUUAAACCGACAACGUCGCCGCAAUCUAACCAAUCUUUACGUUCGAAACAGCCCCUCUGCAGCCAUCUAUGUUGACAAGCUUUUCUCCGAGUCCACGUCGAAAUCGUUGCACAAAGAAAAAGAAAAAGCAGGCAGUUCAAGAAGUCGGAAUAGUGGUGCUGCAAAAUUCGAAAAUACGAACAUGAAAAUUAAUAAGUUCGAAAAACAAAGUGUGUGCAACGAAUUUGACGUUGAUGAGGCUUGGAAAAAGGUUGUGUCGUCGAGUGCAUCGCCGCUUAGAGUUGACGAGAGGGCUGAGGAGUUUAUUUCAAAGUUUCGUCAAGAAAUGGAGAUUCAGAGAGAGCAAUCUAUACUUGACUACCAAGAAAUGCUCGCUCGAGGCUUAUAGAUUUAAUAUGCACAAGCACAUUGAGAAGAAUUUUUCAAAAUUUUCAUUUGGGAUUCUUUUCGAGAUUUGUUACUGGGGAAAAAACUGAUUGAAUAUCGAUAUACUUACUUAUAUAUCAAACGAAAGGGUCUUUUGUUUCAUGUACAGAGUCUAAUAGAAACAGGGGGCUGGGGAGUUCUUUAUUUC